UGGAAAGUGCUUUCAUUCACGGUCAAUCAGAUGAUGAAUUUACCAACAUGGCACAAAAAAACUACAAUCUAAGGGAUUUAGUAAUUGAAACACCACUUGGAAUACACCUAACAUGGCCAUUCUUACGAAAACUGUUGUCCAAGUAUCCAAAUUUACAAAAUCUUGCGGUCAGAGGAGGUGAUGCUAUUAAGGAUAGUCGUGUUGAAGAAUUGGUCAAGUUAAUGCCGAAGAUAAAACUGUUGGACUUCAGAAGAUCCAAAGGAGUGACUUCAAAAUCAGCUGAUUUCUUAACUAAAUUCUGUCGCAAAUCUUAUCGAUCAAUCAAAAUCUAUUAUGAUUGUGAAAAGGAACCAAUUGAUUGGCCUAAAUACAACACUCCUGAAGAAUCAAUCGUUUAUGGAUUCGAUUUCAUGAAACAUUGUUUUUAUAAGAAUUUUCACUAUCUUCCGAACCUAAUUGAUGAAUGAUCUCU
Molecule: messenger RNA, 472 nt
Organism: Panonychus citri (citrus red mite)
Lineage: Eukaryota; Metazoa; Arthropoda; Arachnida; Trombidiformes; Tetranychidae
Exons: 2
Coding region: 48-467 (139 amino acids)
Source: RefSeq, a predicted model, not a curated record